ACACCGGUCAAGGUCGAGGAGUCCCCGGCUGCACCGGAGUCGCCUGCCGCCAGCGAGGGGGCCGCUCGGGCGAGUGCCCUGCUGCCUUCCCCAGGGAGCAGGCUCAGCCCCGCGGACGGAGGGAAGGCGCGUGCUCGACGGUGGUGCCGCCGCCGCCUUCACUUUCGCUUUCUCGGCAGCGGCUGGGGUGGUUCCGCCUGCAGGUCAGUGCCGGGCGGCCAGCAGCAGCAGCAGCAGGAGCCCCGCGCAGCUUUGCGGUGCGCGCCAUCCAGCCAGCGCUGCUGAAGCCCCGCGGCGGAGAGGGAGGCGGCUCGCAGCAGCCCCCGGGCAGCGCAGCACAUGGCAUGCGGCUCACCAUCCGGCUCGCCUGCAAGUACCCCAUCCCCAUCUCCAAGCUGCGUAGAGCUUUAAAGGUCAAGACCAGCACCUUGAAUCUAGCCCAGAAGUGGACUGUUAACCAAUGAAGCUGCCGCAGGAUGCGUGUGACACUCAUGAAGUGACUUGUACCCAGGAUCAUCCUUGUAGCAGCAUCCUGGACCAGCUGAAGCUCCGAACCGUCUUCAAGGGCAGCCCCACGUAGAGCGCAUAUCAGUAGUCCUAUCUGGAUGUUACCAAAGCAUGAGUAACUGAGAGGUCAGAUCUGACUUUUCCAGAGCGAGUGUGGCAUGGUGACCAGAGACCAGGGUUCAAAUCUACUAAGCCACAUAAGUUACAGGGCGACUCUAGGCUGAGAGGAGGUUGGCAGCUGAACUUGCGUCCGAAGUCUCUGAAUUCUGUCGUGCUGGAAGAGGCAACCUUGAUGGAGGAGACACCCAGAAAAGAGCAGCAGGCCCUAAGGCUGGCAGAAGCCAUCCAAGGAGGGGACGAGGAGGGAGCCCAACAGUGUGCCGUCUGGCUGGCUGAGCGGCAUGUCCCAGUCACGGUGCAGGUGAAAGAAGAGGCCUACCCCAAGAGAGACAUCAGACUGUGGGUGGGUGUGGAAGACGCCCUGAUGAGCACGGUACCCAUUUACCUGAAGGUUCAACCUUGCAUGACCUUGGCUUCCCUCAAAGACAUGGUGUUCCUCCUCUACGGCUUUCCUCCUAGUGUGCAGCAGUGGGUGAUAGGCCAGAGGCUGCCUCGAGACCAUGAGACCCUCCACUAUCACGGCAUCCAGAGAGACGGUGACGCUGCUUAUCUCUACCUCCGCUCCGCCAGGGCAGCCAAGCUGAGCAAAGAGUCCUUCCAGCGGGACCAUGAGCGCAGGCAGCUGAAGGAGUUGGGCAUUAAAGAGGAGACCCUGCUGGCGCGGGGGACGGCGGAAACGGCAGCCCCAGCUCCAAGGGAGCCCUUGGAUACCCUGGAGGAGAGGAGCGCCUUGGUUGCUCCCCGCCCUGCCCUGCCCCCCCAGGUCAGCUGGGAGUGCCCAAGUUGUACCUAUCUCAACAAGCCCACACGACCCGGCUGCGAAAUGUGCUGUGCUGAUCGGCCCCAGGACUACCAUGUGCCCGAAGCCUAUCAGCCGGAUGAGGAGGAGCUGGUGCGGCUGCAGAAGGAGGAAGAAUCCAUGCGCCAGUAUCAGCAGGUGGAAGAGCAACAGAAACAGAAGAAUUUCCAGCAGUUCCUGCAGCUGGAUGGGCAGAGCCUGGUGCCGUCUGAGGAGGCCCUGGAGUGUCCGAUCUGCUUUGUGGCCUUGCAGCCUGGGGAGGGCGUGACCUUGCGCGAAUGUCUGCAUUCCUUCUGCAGGGACUGCUUGAGAGGGACCAUCCUCAACUGCCAGGAACCGGAAGUGUGUUGCCCCUACAUGGAUGAGAAUUACUCUUGCCUAGAGCAGCUGCUGGAGCGUGAGAUCAAAGCUCUCUUGAGUGACGACGAGUAUCAGCGCUUCCUGGACCUGGGCGUUUCUGUGGCCGAGAUCCGCAGCCACUCCAGCUACCACUGCAAGACCGCCGACUGCCGGGGCUGGUGCGAAUUUGAGGAUGACGUGAAUGAGUUCCCAUGUCCCGUGUGCGGCAAGGUGAACUGCCUGCUUUGCCAGGCUAUUCAUGAAAACAUGAACUGCAAAGAGUACCAGGAUGAUCUCCGAAUCCGAGCUCAGAAUGACCAGGCUGCACAGCAAACCACGGAGACGUUGCUGUCCUUGGUGCAGAAAGGGGACGCCAUGUUCUGCCCCUCAUGCAGGAUCAUCAUCCAGAAGAAAGAUGGCUGUGACUGGAUCCGAUGCACCGUCUGCCACACUGAGAUCUGCUGGGUGACCAAGGGCCCACGCUGGGGACCCGGGGGCUCCGGUGAUACGAGUGGUGGCUGCCGUUGCAAGCUGAACAGAGGAGCCCUCUGCCACCCAAAUUGUCAGAACUGCCAUUAAGCAAGAGGGAACAAGGAAGGAUCUGGAUGUCUGCUUCUCGGGGGCAAAAGCUGGGAUUGUAGCCCAGUUGGAUUUGGGGCCUCUGGGCUUCUCUGCAUUUGUGACCGUGAAGCCUGUGGAACUGGUGCUCUGGACUCUAUGCCUGCGGACAGAUUCUCUGCAGAACGACUAUGUAACUUCCUGUUUCAACACAGGAGGAUUGAAUAAGGGAAGAAUGGCCUUGCUGACUCCCCCGCCCUCCUCUCCCUGGAUGUGCGUAUAUUUUGUACUUUGUAUAGGAGUGUCACUCCUCUGAGCAGCCAGGCUUGUCCUGGUGUCAGUGGAGAUGUUUUGCCCACAGAACAAACAUUUCUUCCUUAUGCCCCUUCAGCAUAUGCAUUAGAGGCCUCCGUUGAGGUUGUUGGCUAGGAGCCAGGGGUGCUCUGGUCAAGGCAGGGCUCUUCAAACUUGGGUCCCCAGAUGUGGGACCUCUGGCCACUGUGGCUGGGGAUGAGUUGCAGUCCAACAUCUGGGGCCCCAAAGUUUGAGAAGCCCUGGAUAAGGCAUUGGAUGCCUAGCCAAGGUCUUUUGACUCCUAUCACAGAAUUUGCAUUGCCUCCCGUGCAUUACAGCCAGCCUACUUGGCUCCAGUUCCACUACAAAAUAUACUGGCUUGGUGCAUGUCAAAUCUUUUUGUGUGCGCGCCAAUAAAUAGAUAUUUAUAAGCUUA
Hemicordylus capensis (graceful crag lizard) is the source of this 3053-nucleotide messenger RNA. It is a transcript of the gene RBCK1, whose product is annotated as RANBP2-type and C3HC4-type zinc finger containing 1. The coding region runs from base 800 to 2344 and encodes 514 amino acids. Gene Ontology annotation, molecular function: ubiquitin binding; ubiquitin-protein transferase activity. The transcript is spliced from 15 exons. Gene Ontology annotation, biological process: protein linear polyubiquitination; proteasome-mediated ubiquitin-dependent protein catabolic process; positive regulation of canonical NF-kappaB signal transduction. The record is from RefSeq and is a predicted model, not a curated record. Gene Ontology annotation, cellular component: LUBAC complex. NCBI's taxonomy places the organism in Eukaryota, Metazoa, Chordata, Lepidosauria, Squamata, Cordylidae.